AUGAAACUUCCUGAAACAAAUAAAACGUAUAUUAACUGGAAGGAUUAUAUCCUUUUUAGAAAAAUUUUUGAAUCGUUGCAAAUAUCUAUACAAAUUUCUGAAGAUAUUAUUAGUUUCAUUGUGCAGAAUCCUGUUCACGUAGGUGUGGAACGCAAUAAAUUUAUUAAUAUUUGUCAGAUAAUAAGAGACCUUUUUAAUAUUAUGUCUUCUAAUGAUUCUUGUAAAAACGGAAAAUGUUGUAACUAUAUUAACUACUAUAUUAGAGAACAAAUUAAACAGUUUUUUCCUUUAAAAGUAAAUGAUAUUUUUGAACAUUUUAAGAAAUAUGUUGAAAGUAAGAAAACUAAUGAAUCUUAUAAAACAUGUAUGCCGGAAAUAAAAUAUAUACAAGAACAAGAAUUUGAUAAAAUGAAGGAAUUAUAUCAGCUAUAUGAAUAUUAUGAAUCUAUUUUAAAUCCGGACUCAGAAGAUAAUAGCGAUCCUAAUGGUUGCAGCGAAAUAAAAGAUUUCAUUGUAUCAUAUAAUGAAUUUAUCGAAACAUAUAAUGAUGAUAUACCUUUGCACGAAGAAUUAAAUCAUCUCAGAUGCUCAAUUGAAUAUAAUGAUUUAUAUAAUAAUUGCAAAAAAAAACAAUAUUUAAAGGAAUAUUCAGAAAGAAACAAUACGUACUUUAGUGCAAGUACUUAUAUUCCACAUGCUAAUAUGAAUGUUAUAAUACCAACUACACUUAGUAGUGUAUUUUUAGGAAUAGUACUUUAUAUUAUCUAUAAGUUUACUGCAUCAAGAAAUUAUUUACGAAACCGCUUUCUCAGAAUGAGAAGAAUGAAUAGAAAUAUAAUUGACGAAACGUACCAACAUGAAAUGUGUAACAAAAAACAUUAUCAUGGUGCGUUGAAAGAAAAAUGUUAUAAUGUAUCAUAUGUUUCAGAAAGAAAAUACUAA
Plasmodium gonderi is the source of this 942-nucleotide messenger RNA. Its product is annotated as variable surface protein. NCBI's taxonomy places the organism in Eukaryota, Apicomplexa, Aconoidasida, Haemosporida, Plasmodiidae. The coding region runs from base 1 to 942 and encodes 313 amino acids. The record is from RefSeq and is a predicted model, not a curated record. The transcript is spliced from 4 exons.